Molecule: messenger RNA, 3953 nt
Organism: Harpia harpyja (harpy eagle)
Lineage: Eukaryota; Metazoa; Chordata; Aves; Accipitriformes; Accipitridae
Gene: FIBCD1
Product: fibrinogen C domain containing 1
Exons: 7
Coding region: 49-1431 (460 amino acids)
Source: RefSeq, a predicted model, not a curated record
AAAGGGGAAGGGGGGGUCUGGGCACUUAGGUUGGAAGUUGGAGGCGCGAUGGGGAACGAGCGCUGGAAAACCAUGGGAGGAGCCUCCCAACUUGAGGACGGGCAGCAGGAGAAAUCGCAGAGGAUGAGCUGCGGGUACAUCUUGUGCACCGUCCUGCUCUCGGUGGCCGUCCUCCUGGCAGUGACGGUCACAGGGGCCAUCCUCUUCAUGAACCACUACCACACGCCCGUCACCGAAUCACCCCCCGUCAUCAGCACCAACCCCGAGGAAGCCAACGCGCUGGUCACCAUCGAGAAAGCCGACAGCUCCCGCAUCAACAUCUUCAUCGACCCCAACUGCCCCGACGCGGCGGGCACCUUCGGGCGCCUGGAGGGGCUGCAGACCUCCCUGCUGCGCGCCGUCACCGACCACGAUGCCGAGGCCAAGGCUACCAAAAGCCAGCAGAAGGCCUUGCUGGUCACGGUGGCGGACGAGGUGGCCAAGCUGCUGACGCACGCCGUGCAGCUGCGCGCCGACUGCGACGGCCUCAAGAAGGGGCACAGCGCCAUGGGGCAGGAGCUCAGCGCCCUGCAGGGAGAGCAGGGCAGGCUCAUCCAGCUACUCUCAGAGAGCCAGACCAACAUGGCUCGGCUGGUGAGCUCCGUCAGCGACGUCCUGGACACGCUGCAGAAGGAACGCGGCGGUGCCCGGCCCCGGCUCAAGGCCGACCUGCAGCGAGCGCCGGCCAGGGGAGCGCGGCCCCGGAGCUGCUCCAACGGCUCCCGGCCCCGAGACUGCUUUGACAUCUAUGCGAAUGGACAGCAAGAGGAUGGGAUUUACUCCAUCUUCCCCACACACUAUCCCUCCGGCUUCCAGGUCUACUGCGACAUGACAACGGACGGGGGCGGCUGGACGGUGUUUCAGCGGCGGGAGGACGGCUCUGUGAACUUUUUCCGCGGCUGGGAAGCCUACCGGGAUGGCUUCGGGAAGCUGACGGGAGAGCACUGGUUAGGGCUGAAGCGCAUCCACGUGCUGACGGUGCAGGGCAGCUACGAGCUCCGCAUCGACCUGGAGGACUUCGACAACGGCACUGCCUUCGCCCACUACGGCAGCUUCGGCGUGGGGCUCUUCUCCGUCGACCCCGAGGAGGACGGGUACCCCGUCUCCAUCGCCGACUACUCGGGAACGGCAGGCGACUCCUUCCUGAAGCACAACGGGAUGAAGUUCACCACCAAGGACCUGGACAACGACCACUCGGAGAACAACUGCGCGGCUUUCUACCACGGCGCCUGGUGGUACCGCAACUGCCACACCUCCAACCUCAACGGGCAGUACCUCAAGGGCCACCACAGCUCCUACGCCGACGGCAUCGAGUGGUCCUCCUGGACCGGCUGGCAGUACUCCCUCAAGUUCACCGAGAUGAAGAUCCGGCCCGUCCGGGAGGAGAAUUAGCUGGAUGGCAUGAGCCCCCCCACCCCGUGCCCAGCCCCAUGCCCGUCCCCCCCCCACCCCGCAGCCCCAUCCCCCCGGCUGCCAUCCUCCCCAUCCUCCCCAAGGGCUGGCCCGUCUUCGAGGGGCUCCUGGGGAGCACCUGCCCCUGGCGAGGGUGGCUUUAGCUCCCGGGCACCCGUGGACAUCACCGGACCUUUGCUUCCUACCGCCACGGCUCCCCUGCAGCCAAAACGGGUCUGCUGGCCGGAGCGUGACCCACGGCCGGUGCUCAUGGCUGCGGCAGAGAGGGCAGCGGGAUGCGGGGAUUUGGGGAGCGGUGCCCAGCGGGGUCCAGCAAGGAAAAGAAGGGGCAGCCUGGAGGGAGGAGGGCAGGCGGGAGGAAGGGAUGCAGCAGCCCAGGCAGGCUGGGCACCUCUGCUCAUCUCCGCUUCGGGCACAGACACCCAGCAGUGGCCUCGCCAAGCUGGCAAGGGACUAGGGGACACUCGCCGUGGGGAGCCCCGAGCCCCACAAAGCCCCCAGGACUGGGACGAGGCUGCUGCUCCACAGUUCCAGCUCACCCCAUGGUGCUACUGGGAAUGGGGAGGGCUCGGCUGAGUUGCAGCCUGCGCAGAUGUCUGACCGUGCCAGUGAUUCCUUCUCCGGUCUGCAAAAUGCUCACCUCUCCCCCUGCAAGAGCAGUGCAGCUGGAAAGGGACAACUACAAACUCCUUUGUCCCCAUUGUCCCUGUCCUGGCUCCUGGAGCCUUGCCAGUGGGUCGGGACACCCCAAAGCAAGCCGGCACGGUGCUGCAAGGACGCUCACCCAGAACUGAGUACGGCAUGGAGCUGUUUUGGCAGCGCUGGGGAAACGGGGAGCACAGCAAGGAGGAGGAGGCGAGGAAGGCUCGCUUCCCGGCACGGCUCUGCCUGCAUUUCCCAGCUCCUCCCUCCCAACCAGGUCCACUCGGAUUCACAUCGGACUUUCACCAUCCAAAAGCUGUGACCUUUCCCAAAACCCUUGGCUUUGGAUAGUACACCCACGUGCCCCCGUGUGAGCCCCCACCGCUCGCUCCCGGCCUGGGGACCCGCAUUCAUUUUCACCCAGGAUGAGCCGCGCUCUGGCUCGGCACCUGCAGAUAUUCAAAGCCUUUCAUUUCUUCAAAUCCCAUUAAGGUUUUGCAAAAAGAAGCCCUGAGUGGGGCUUAGCAUCUGCAGGGCCCUGAUAACCGGGCGGCAGGCGAUGCCUCGUGCUGGCCGACCCAAGGAGGAGCUGCCACGGGGUGUGGGGCUGACUUCUUUCUCUGGCUCCCUGGAAGGACUCAAAUGGGGGCUUUUGUCUGAAAAAAAAACCAAAACCAAGCUUGAGUGGACUGUGUAGGAAUGGGGAGGGGGGGACAGCCGGGACCCUGCCACGCUUUACAUGAUGUUCUGCCUGUGCCGCAGCAGCAAUGGGGAGCAGAGCCCCCCAUGCCACACCGUCGGACGGACAGACUGCCCGAGGAUGGGAGGAAAGCUCCCACCAUCCCCAUUUCCAGGGGGGGGUUAAGGCAUGGGAAGAUCAAAGGCUCAUCUUCCUGGCUGUGGCAGAUUUGUACUUCCCUACAUGCUUCUCUUCCUUUUUUAAUCCUUCGCCACCUCGGAUCCCGUACUGGAUGAGCCCUUUUGCCUGCCGGGGGUCCCCAUCUGUCUGUCCUGCCAGGGAAAUGGGGACACACAAUGCCCUGGGGAUCACUGCAGCUUUCCCCUCUGCCAGAGACAUUCCUUAGAGCCCUCGGGUGAGGACGAGCUCCGAGCGCAGGCAUCAGCUCUACCUGCUCCAUCCCUGCCCGGAGCAGGCGGCCAGGCUGGCUUUCUCGAACGAUGGGAUUUGGGGGAGCUCGGCGGUGGCAUUUCCCAGCCAGCACAAGAACAGAAGCCCCCAGCAGCUUCCAAGGGGCUUCCUGCGCCCCGCCGGACCCCUCCGGAAAGGGUCCCACGCAGGCGAGGAGCACAACGCCCACCUUUACUUUUUGUUCAUUUAUUUCAGUGGAUUAGCUGUAGCUGGGUUUUCUAGCACUUGCCUUCGGGACAAGAAGGCACAUGGAGCCGUGUGCCCCGGGCGGGAAGGCUCGUCCCCUCCCUGGACCCCUGCGCCGGUGUUUUUCUGUGCCGGGGAGGGGAUGUUGUACGUGCAGUUUGUCAGUAGCACACCCUUGUGUAACUGCCUGUGUCACCCAGGACUCCCUAAUGACUUUGUUUUGACUUGCACGAGAGGUAUUUAAUCCAUGCCGAGACGCAGGAUUCCCAGGAUUAUUCCCGAGAGCGCACGCGUUACUCCGCAGCCCCGGAUUAGGCUAAACCCAUCCGUGGUGACACCUCCCCGGAGAAGGGUGGGCAGGGGUGGCCGGGGGGUCUGGGACCUGGCCGCGUACCUUCCCGACGAAGCCCUGGGCCGGGUCGUGGUGUGUAGCAGUGCCGUGAAGUCUAGGUCGUGUGUGAGUGGUGUCCAACGCUGUACAUGUGGACUUUCUAAACUCCUUAAUAAAAGGAACUCAUCGUUA